Molecule: messenger RNA, 474 nt
Organism: Durusdinium trenchii
Lineage: Eukaryota; Dinophyceae; Suessiales; Symbiodiniaceae
Source: the annotation of a GenBank genome assembly
UGGCUAGUUUUUGGCUGAGAAGCACGCACUUGGGAGCUGGUACUCGAGCCAUCUUGAACCUGUUCAAAGGAGACUAUGCCACUGGUGACUGUGUUCACAGACGUGGAUGCCCUGAUUGGAAGCAAGCAGGAGGUUUGCAAAAUGGUUCAUGAUGCCGUGAAGUCGGCUCUUGGGAAGCCUGACCAGUAUAUCAUCGUUGCAUUGAUGAAGGCCGAGUGUGUGACAGUGGCUGGACAAGAAGCCUCAGUGGUCGUUGAGGUGGAUUCCAUUGGUGGUGAUUUUGGAGCUCUCAUCGGAACUAUUGCGAAAGGUCUUCAGGCUCAUGGCGUGGAACCUUCGAAGGUCACCGGAACCUUUCGAGGAGUGAGCUUCAAGGAGUUCGCUAUGAAUGGCAGGCCUCUGGGCUAAGCGCAAAUAGGGAUCAGAGCUUGACAGACUGGUUUGCAACAGCCAAAUCAAAGCGGUGCAGAAAAA